Molecule: messenger RNA, 848 nt
Organism: Hibiscus syriacus
Lineage: Eukaryota; Viridiplantae; Streptophyta; Magnoliopsida; Malvales; Malvaceae
Product: DNA-directed RNA polymerase II subunit RPB7-like
Exons: 6
Coding region: 118-648 (176 amino acids)
Biological process (GO): DNA-templated transcription; transcription initiation at RNA polymerase II promoter; positive regulation of translational initiation
Cellular component (GO): RNA polymerase II, core complex; P-body
Molecular function (GO): translation initiation factor binding; single-stranded DNA binding; single-stranded RNA binding
Source: RefSeq, a predicted model, not a curated record
UAAGUAGAAGGAACGAAACAAAACAUAUUCGCAAAUAAACAUUCGCCCAAGCUUCAAUCUCUUCGAUCUGUUCAGUUUUAAAACUUUGGUUCUUAAUCGAGAAGAAAAAGAAAAAAAAUGUUUUUUCACAUAGUAUUGGAGAGGAACAUGCAGCUGCAUCCACGCCACUUCGGUCGUAACCUACGGGAAAACCUAGUUUCCAAACUCAUGAAAGAUGUCGAGGGCACUUGCAGUGGUAGACAUGGAUUUGUGGUGGCAAUAACGGGUAUAGAAAACGUCGGUAAAGGUUUGAUUCGAGACGGGACAGGAUUUGUGACAUUCCCUGUCAAAUAUCAAUGUGUUGUGUUCAGACCAUUUAAAGGGGAGAUCUUGGAAGCUGCUGUUUCGAUGGUGAACAAGAUGGGAUUUUUUGCAGAAGCCGGCCCGGUCCAAAUUUUCGUUUCUAACCAUUUGAUUCCAGAUGAUAUGGAGUUUCAGUCUGGAGAUAUACCGAAUUAUACUACCUCUGAUGGAUCGGUUAAGAUUCAAAAGGACAGUGAAGUUCGCUUGAAGAUAAUUGGAACUCGAGUAGAUGCUACUGAAAUAUUCUGUAUUGGAACCAUAAAGGAUGAUUUCUUGGGUGUGAUUAAUGAUCCCACCACAGCUUAAUCCGAUGUUGGAUAAUCUCAGAUCAUACCACGAUUUCUAUAACAGUUAUGUCGUGGUUGAUGCCGGUAAAGCUUCAUUAGCCGUAAAAUUUUCAUUUUCUGGAACAUUGUAUUUUACUUGAAGUGUAAUCUUUCAAAUGCCUCCAUGGUCUUCGUCUACAUAGCCUGUAAUGUUUGAGAAUAAAGCUAUUUCCUUAUUGA